Messenger RNA from Neurospora tetrasperma FGSC 2508, 2439 nucleotides. RefSeq lists its product as uncharacterized. Gene Ontology annotation, cellular component: exocyst. NCBI's taxonomy places the organism in Eukaryota, Fungi, Ascomycota, Sordariomycetes, Sordariales, Sordariaceae. Gene Ontology annotation, biological process: exocyst localization; exocytosis. Gene Ontology annotation, molecular function: SNARE binding. The transcript has 2 exons. The record is from RefSeq and is a predicted model, not a curated record. Bases 1 to 2160 code for a protein of 719 amino acids.
AUGGACUUACCGCCCGUCAACCUCGCCGAGCUGCUUCGGCACCCCGAUGAUCUCGACAAGAUCACCACCCUGAAGGCCGAGUUCAUGCGGAAAAAGGCAGCUGUCGACUCCCAACUGCGCAGCGGCCUGCGAGAGCAGCUCGAGACGACACAGGCCGGCAUGAACGGCCUGGCUGACGGGCAAAGGACGGUACAGCAAAUCAAGGAGGAGAUGAUGAAAAUCGACAAGAUUUGUUCCGAGUCGCAAGACAUGAUCACCGACUUUGCUACCAUCAACCUGGUGUCCCAAGCCCACCGCAACUUUGGCGCCGUCGAGACUAUGCGCCGCAACCUCGAGACUUUCAGCGAGCGCCUGGACGCUAUCGACAGGAUGUUAAACGAGGACGACGAGGACCCCGAAAACAUGCCCAACCUACUGGCUAUUCACUACGAGUUGACGCAGCUCCGUAAUAUCCGAGACGAUGCCAUCGAGCAAAUACAGAGGGGCGACGAUCCAGGCCUGCAGUCCACACUAGAGGAUUACUUCUCCCGCCUGGAUAAAUACAUUGAGUGGUUUGAUGUGAAUAUCACCCUCGUCGCCAUGAGUUUGAUCAACCUGGUUAUUGCGGACAACAACAGUCUGGUCGUACGUUUCGCACUGAUAAUAGAAGCUGAGGAAAAGAGCGAUCAGAGGGUUUUGGCCUUGCAAGAAGCGCUGAAGGAUCACAAGGAAAUGGCCACGCGCUUCCAGAGCAUAACCGACGGCGCCAAGACGGUCAGGGGCUAUAAGGACAAGUUUUUGAAGGCUAUUAAGACCUUUGCCGAGGACCAGUUCAAAGAGAGCAAGGAGAAGUUCUUGGGUGAUCCGGAUAUGCUCGACAAGUCCUUGAAAUGGUACUUCAACGACCUGAACGCCGUCAAGAUCGGCAUGACGCCGCUUAUGCCCAAGAAGUGGAAGAUAUUCAAGACAUGGGCUACCAUUUACCACGGCUUGAUGCAUGACUAUCUCAUCGGGCUCAUCGACGAUCCCGAGACUAGCUCGGCACAUACUUUAGCCAUUAUCAGCUGGCCUGAGGCUUACUAUCGCAAGAUGACCAAGUUGGGAAUGAAGCAGGACGAACUAACACCACAUGUGAUCGACAACCGCGAGGCAGAACUGGUGCGCGACUUCCGCGCCCUCAUCAUCAAGUUCCUCGACGAAUGGAUCGACCGUAUCUACAAGCAAGAGUGCAAGGACUUUGUCGACCGCAACGUCGAGGGUGGCAACCUCGACCAGGACGAGUAUGGAUACUUCCGCACCAAGAACCUGGUCGAUCUGUGGCGCAUGCUCCGCGAACAGGUCGAUGCCGCGGGCAACUCGAAGCGUGCCGAUGUUGUGGAAGGCGUCAUCGACACCAUGUUUCAGCGCUUGCGCGCCCGCCAGCAGUCCUGGCAGAAGAUGCUCGAGGACGAAGCCGCGCGGUACGAGGAUGAAGGCCGGAUGGCGUACCUCUCCGACUUCCGGCGUAAAUUCAGCACGCUCGUGUCGCCGCAGUACAUGGACCGGGCCGAGACGGAAAUCACGGCUCUGCGCGACGGCUACGUCGACCUGAGCACGUGGUGCAUGACCAAGUUUGCCCAACUGGUGUUCGCGGUCGACUUCCGCACCGUCAUGCCCGACUUCUUCACCCCCCGCUGGUACACGACCAACGCCAUGGCGCGCAUGAUUGCCACGUUCGAGGAGUACGUGUCCGACUACAAAAUGGUGCUGCACCACUCGCUCGUCGACAUCUUCAUCGAGAUCUUUGCCGAGGAGCUGCUCAUCCGCUACCUGUCAUCGGUCCGCAACAAGGGCGCCAAGUUCCGCAGGCAGGAUAACUUCCAAGACAAGAUCUUUGACGAUCUCUCGACCGCCUUUGACUUCUUCAACAACUUGCCGAACCCCGAUGUGGGCAAUGCCAUCAAGGAGACGUGGCGCGUGUCGGAACCGUUCUUACAGUUGUUGACGGUCGAUAAAGAGGCGGUGCCGGACGCGUUUGCCGAGUUCAAGAGCCAGUAUUGGGAUUUGCAGAUCAGCUGGGUCGAGGCAGUGUUAAGGUCCAGAGACGAUUUUGAGAGAAGCAUGUUGAACGCGGUCAAGGCUAGGGCCGCCCAGAUGGACGUUGUCAGAGGGCCGGAAACUAUCAUGAGCAAGGUCAAAUAAGGGGACACGCGAUAGUCAUCCUGGGUUGAAAAUAGAUAGGUUUAAUGAUGUGAGAUUCUUGGAAUUGGACUGUAGUAGGUACGGAAGUCGGGAAGGGAGUUGGAAGUUCUAUGCAUAUAAUGAUACCAGCUUUUGUAAGCUACAGCGAAGACAUUUCGAGAGUAAAUAAGAGAACAGCAGGCCAGUCUAAUGGUGGGUGGUUAUCCGUCACUUGAAAUGCUGCCUUCAACUUCCAUCAUUCAUGCAACCACAUAAAUAUUCUUCAGAGUCCAAAUUCCG